AUGGCCAUCUCUAAAACACAAACAGCAGUCAUCCAGACAAACGAAAAGUCAUCGCUUCCAUUGAUCGUAUCGCAGUCGGUACCAACGUUUCAACUGCCUUCCGAGCAAUAUGUACUGGUUCGUGUGCUGGCCGUGGCCCUGAAUCCUACAGAUUUCAAAAUGGUACAGCACUUUCCAAUCGGAGACAAUCUCGCUGGUUGCGACUUUUGCGGAAUUAUCGAGGCAUGCGGCAGCAACGACACUGCCAACCAAUUUCCAAUUGGAACACGAGUAUGCGGUGCGGUGUUUCCUUACAACCCCAGUCAGCGCCAAAGCGGUGCCUUUGCGGAAUGGGUGAUUGCCGACUCUGGUUUAUUGCUGAAGGUCCCGGAAGGUUGGGAUGACCUCGAUGCAGCGGCUUUAGGUGGAGUCAGCUGGGGUACCUCAGUACUGGCUUUUUAUGAUCCUGAUGCGCUGGCACUCAUUGGUCGUCCCACUAAGCCGAGUGAGAAAAGGGAACCAGUUUUGGUUUACGGAGCUGGCACAGGAUCUGGCACAAUGGCUUGUCAAUUACUAAGGCUAGCUGGAUACGCACCAAUUGCAGUUGCUUCUUCGAAAUCGGCAGCUAUGGCUAUGGAAUACGGCGCAAUUGGUGUUGCAGAUUAUACAUCCUCAACUUGUGCUGAAACAAUCAAACAACUCGCUGGCGGCGCUCCAAUCCGAUAUGUUCUUGAUUGCAUAACCACGGCGGAAUCAGCUGCACUUUGCUUCAGUCUUAUUGCCCGUACUGGUGGUCGCUAUGCUUGCCUUGAAGAGUUGAGACCAGCUUGGAGAACACGUCGAACAGUUCGCGUUAAGGAAGUCAUGGGCUUCGAAGGCCUUGGAAUAAAAAUUGAUUUAGGACCGACGGCCUAUUCACGCGACGUCAAUCUUACCCUUCGCAAAAUUUGCUGCGAAGCUACCAAGGAGAUUCAGACGGUUCUCGAUGAAGGGUUACUAAAGCCACAUCCUGUUCGUGAGGUUACAGGACAAUGGCAAGGCAUCAUUGAUGGACUAGCUAUGCUUCAGCGAGGAGACGUAAAAGGACAAAAGCUAGUGGUCAGGGUUUCUACGAUAUAA
Molecule: messenger RNA, 1098 nt
Organism: Talaromyces marneffei
Lineage: Eukaryota; Fungi; Ascomycota; Eurotiomycetes; Eurotiales; Trichocomaceae
Exons: 2
Coding region: 1-1098 (365 amino acids)
Molecular function (GO): oxidoreductase activity, acting on NAD(P)H
Source: RefSeq, a predicted model, not a curated record